AUGGAUACCAAAGAACUUCAAAGCCAAGUGAAGGAAUUAAUUGCUAGAAGCAAAAAUCAUGAAGAUAAUUUGGAGCACUUGAGGGCAGUUUUUGAAGUGUUGAGAAAACAAAAGCUCUUUGCUAAGCUUAAGAAGUGUGAGUUCUUCAAAAAGAGUGUGGUGUUCCUUGGCUAUGUAAUAUCAAGUGAAGGAGUCAUGGUGGACCAAACCAAGGUAGAAGCCAUCAAGACCUGGCCGCAACCAAAGAUAAUCACCGAAGCUAAGAGCUUCCAUGGCCUUGCCUCCUUUUAUAAGCGUUUUGUUCUAAACUUCAACUCAAUUAUGGCACCCAUCACCAAAUGUAUGAAGAAAGAAAGUUUUGAGUGGACAAAGGCAGCUGAUGAUGCAUUUGAAAAGAUCAAGCAAAGGCUUUGUGAAGCACCCAUUUUGGCCUUACCGAAUUUUGAUCAAUUGUUUAAGGUUGAAUGUGAUGCAAGUGGGGUUGGGAUAGGUGUUGUAUUGACUCAAUUAAAGAAACCAAUUGCCUAUUUCAGUGAGAAGCUUAUUGAAACAAAAAGGAGGUAUUCCACCUAUGAUAAGGAAUUCUAUGCUAUUGUGAGAGCCCUUAACCAUUGGAGCCAUUAUUUAAGGCCUAAGUAA
Messenger RNA from Mangifera indica (mango), 639 nucleotides. RefSeq lists its product as uncharacterized. The transcript has 2 exons. Bases 1 to 639 code for a protein of 212 amino acids. The record is from RefSeq and is a predicted model, not a curated record. NCBI's taxonomy places the organism in Eukaryota, Viridiplantae, Streptophyta, Magnoliopsida, Sapindales, Anacardiaceae.